Myzus persicae (green peach aphid) is the source of this 2244-nucleotide messenger RNA. Its product is annotated as organic cation transporter protein-like. The record is from RefSeq and is a predicted model, not a curated record. Gene Ontology annotation, cellular component: membrane. Gene Ontology annotation, biological process: transmembrane transport. The transcript is spliced from 10 exons. Lineage: Eukaryota; Metazoa; Arthropoda; Insecta; Hemiptera; Aphididae. The coding region runs from base 329 to 1951 and encodes 540 amino acids. Gene Ontology annotation, molecular function: transmembrane transporter activity.
GUUUCAUUUAUAAAGUAGGUACCUAUAGGUAAAUUAAUUACUUUAUACUAACAAACAACAGUCCAAGUAAACUAUAAUGUGUGCCCAGUGCUGCAGUAGUUUUUCGGUCAGUGAAUGGAGUAGACGGCACGUACUCUAUGUAUACAGUAUAGUUUAGUAGUUACGUGUACAUACUAUAUAGUAUUAUAUUUCUAUAUUGUUUUAAGGAGAAGAUAAUAACUAAUUAAAUUUGUUGUUCCGCGUAAUAGUGAAGAGAUCGUGUGAAACAUCUACCUAUAUUCUAUAUGUAUUAGCACCUGGUUAGUGACAGUGAGCUGCACAUAUUAUAAUGACAGAUGAUCUGGACCAAUACAUUGACAGUUACUCCAAACAACGAUGGAAAGUUUUCGCCUUGUUGUUGAUGGUCAGCACACCUGGGAUAUUCAAUGCUAUCCAAAUAGCGUCGUACGUGUUUCUAGUCGACAAACCUUCAUACUGGUGUGAUAUACCGGAUUUGAAAUCAGCAGGAUGGAGCGACCGGAUGAUAAUAAAUGUUUCCACGCCAUAUCAAAAUUAUUCAUCAGAAAAAAUUGAAGAAUGUUCCUAUUACAAUCAAAAUUAUUCAAUACUUGCCAAAAAUGGUUACAAUUGGUCUAUGAAUAAUUUAGAUACUGCCGAUUCUAAACCUUGUCAGUAUUAUAGUUAUAGCACCAGAGAAUCUGUUGUCACUGAAUGGAAUUUAGUUUGUGAUGAUGUAUCGAUGAAGUCCAAUGUCCACGCCGCUAUGGCUUUUGGAAAGUUUGUUGGUGGACUUUCAUUUGGUUCUAUUUCGGAUGUAUAUGGCAGAAAGUUUGCUUUCAAUUUGGCAGCUUUUAUUUACAUGUUUUCAGGACCAUCUGCUGCCCUGAUUGAUUCUUAUGUAUUAUUUUUAAUUGCGAGAUUCUUGAUAGGUGUAGCUGGAUCUGGAAUUUAUGAAUCAUCAUACACAAUAUUGACUGAGCUGACAAGUGGUAAAACUCGUACUUUACUUUGUCUUUUGAUGAAUAUAUCGUAUCCAAUUGGUUAUAUUUUGUUAUCAAUUAUUGCAUAUUAUGUGAGGCCAUGGAGAAUGUUGCUUUUAGUUUUGUCAUUGCCCAUAUUUGGAUUGUUGAUACAAUGCUGGUUUCUACCAGAAUCUCCAAAAUGGUUGCUGUCUCAAGGAAGAAAAAGCCAGGCUUGGGUGGUAAUGGCUAAACUUGUUCCGACUGCAAUUCAUGCUAACAUUAAAACUGAUAGCCAAGAUAAUGUAGAAAUUAGUAAGACAACAGAUUGCCGUGGAAAAUGUAUGGAGAUCUUGUCAACUUAUAUGGCAUUGUUUUCUACACCGGACUUGUCAGCAAAAACAGUUAUUUCUUUAUUUUUUGGAUUAUCUUGUGGCUUAUCUUAUUACGUUAUUGCAUUGAACGGGGAUAAUAUAACUGCUGAUCGUUACAUAUAUGUUGCGUUGAACGGAGUUGUUGAAGGUGUAUCAUAUGCGUUAACUAUUCCUUUAUUUCUUUAUAUUGGACGCAAAACAGCAGUUUCAUCUUUUUUUUUCGCAUCAGGAAUAUUGCAACUGACAUUAUUGGCAAUACCACUUGAAAAAGCAAACAUUUUAUUAUGUGUGACUUUAAUGGGAAAAUUUUUCGUGAGUGCCUUAUUUUCAGCCAUCGUACUCUACGUAUCAGAAUUAUAUCCAACUACAAUCAGAAAUACUGGUAUCGGAGUAUCAUUGACCUGUUCUCAAAUAGGAUCUAUUAUUGCACCAUAUAUAGUCGAACUAUUGGGAGCUAAGGCAUGGUAUAUUCCGAGUACUGUGUGUGGGACACUUAGUAUCUUUGUUUCAAGUUUGGUUUUACUGUUGCCCGAGACAAAGAGGACAGUAUUGCCAAAUACUCUAGAAGAUAUGAAAAACACUAAUUCCGUCAAACUUAGCAAUUGUUUUAAAUUUUAAUUUUUAUGUGGCUUUCUUUUAUUUUUUUUUCUUCCUCGUACAGCGAUUUUAUUUUUAUAUGCACUUAAAUGUAUAGACAGUUCAUAAUGAGUAAUAAAUCUUUGAAUUCGAGAAGGUAAAUUUAUCACAUGCAUUGUUUAAAUGUAUUUUAUUUGUUUGAGGAAGAAGGAUGAAGAACGCAGUUUUGAUACCAAUUUUAGUAAUUAUUUACCUAUUGAAUAAAAAAAUGCUACCUAUACUUAAGUCUUAAAUUACUGUUUGAAAAAUACAGGAUAGUUUUGAUAAUAAAUAAA